Molecule: messenger RNA, 4854 nt
Organism: Manis javanica (Malayan pangolin)
Lineage: Eukaryota; Metazoa; Chordata; Mammalia; Pholidota; Manidae
Gene: RPGRIP1L
Product: RPGRIP1 like
Biological process (GO): retinal rod cell development; non-motile cilium assembly
Cellular component (GO): photoreceptor connecting cilium
Molecular function (GO): thromboxane A2 receptor binding
Source: RefSeq, a predicted model, not a curated record
GUCCGCUACGAAGCGAGCGAGCAGGCUAGGACCCGAGGAAAACUACAUUUCCCGCGAGGCAAUGGGGCCUGCCAUGUUUUCCCCGUGUGCCUCUGGGCCAGCGGCCCAACAAGCUGUCGGCGCUAUAGCAACGGUAGCUAGCGGCUGAGAGAGAGUGGUGAUAGGCCAUGUCUGGUCCAACUGAUGAGACUGCAGGAGACCUGCCUGUGAAAGAUAUAGGUCUAAACCUCUUUGGAAUGGGAGGGUUACAAGAAACUUCAACGACACGGACAAUGAAAUCUCGCCAGGCAGUGUCACGUAUCAGUCGUGAGGAACUGGAAGACAGAUUUUUGCGUUUGCAAGAUGAGAACAUUUUACUUAAACAGCAUGGCCACAAGCAACAGGAUAAAAUUAAAAGAAUGGCCACCAAGUUAAUACGGCUAGUUAAUGACAAGAAAAGAUAUGAGCAGGUUGGUGGCGGCCCCAAGCGGCUGGGACGAGAUGUAGAAAUGGAAGAAAUGAUUGAGCAGCUGCAAGACAAAGUUCAUGAGCUUGAAAGACAAAAUGAAAUCCUCAGAAACAGACUAAUUUCAGCCAAACAGCAACUUCAAAUCCAGGGAUACAGGCAAACUCCAUACAAUUAUGUGCAGUCUCGUGUUAACACUGGACGUAGAAAAGCAAAUGAAAAUGCAGGCUUACAGGAAUGCACCAGGAAAGGUAUUAGAUUCCAAGAUGUAGCAGAAACUCUACAACCCAUGCUCACAAAAUACAGCAGCAGUUUACUUGAGGAAGCGAAAGGAGAAAUAAGAAAUUUAGAAAACGUUAUUCAAACACAGCGAGGCCAGAUAGAAGAGUUAGAACACUUGGCUGAGAUUCUGAAAUCUCAGUUGAGGAGAAAAGAGAAUGAAAUUGAGUUAUCUCUUCUUCAGCUUCGAGAGCAGCAGGCUUCAGAUCAAAGGUCAAACAUUCGGGACAAUGUAGAAAUGAUUAAGCUUCAUAAGCAACUAGUGGAGAAAAGCAAUGCUCUUUCAGUAAUGGAAGGAAAGUUUAUUCAGCUUCAAGAGAAGCAAAGAACUCUCAGGAUCAGCCAUGAUGCCUUGAUGGCAAAUGGAGAUGAGCUAAAUAUGCAACUUAAAGAGCAACGUUUAAAAUGCUGCAGUCUUGAGAAACAAUUACAUUCCAUGGCAUUUUCUGAAAGAAGAAUAGAAGAGCUGCAGGAUAGAAUUAAUGAUUUAGAAAAGGAACGAGAACUUUUAAAGGAAAAUUAUGAUAAACUUUACAACAGUGCCUUCAGUGCUACCCAUGAAGAGCAAUGGAAGUUAAAGGAACAGCAGCUGAAAGUACAGAUUGCUCAACUCGAGACUGCCUUAAAAUCUGACUUAACAGACAAAACUGAAAUCCUUGACAGAUUAAAAAGUGAAAGAGACCAAAAUGAGAAACUCAUUCAAGAAAAUAGAGAACUACAAUUAAAGUAUCUGGAACAAAAGCAACAACUUGAUGAACUUAAAAACCGCAUGAAGUUUUACAACCAGGAAGGUGAUAUUAAUGCUGAUGAAUUGAGUGAAGCUCUCCUGCUUAUAAAGGCUCAAAAAUCACAAAAAAAUGGAGACCUUUCCUUUUUAGAGAAAGACAAUAAAAUUAAUAAAGAUCUAGAACAUUCCAUGAGAGAGCUACAAGCAAAUCAUGCAGAAACUGUACAAGAACUUGAAAAGACAAGAAAUAUGCUAAUUAUGCAACAUAAAAUUAAUAAAGAUUACCAGAUGGAAGUUGAGGCAGUGACCCAGAAAAUGGAAAAUUUGCAGCAAGAUUAUGAAGUCAAAGUGAAACAAUAUGUUCAUCUUCUUGAUAUUAGGGCUGCACGCAUCCAAAAACUAGAAGCCCAAUUAAAGGAUAUUGCCUAUGGAACCAAACAGUACAAAUUUAAACCAGAAAUCUUGCCAGAUGACUCUGUGGAUGAAUUUGAUGAAACCAUUCACUUAGAACGAGGAGAAAACCUAUUUGAAAUCCAUAUCAACAAAGUAACCUUUUCUUCUGAAGUUUUACAGGCAUCUGGAGAUAAGGAACCCGUCACUUUCUGUACCUAUGCUUUCUAUGAUUUUGAACUACAGACAACUCCCAUAGUGCAGGGUCUUCACCCAGAAUAUAACUUCACUUCUCAAUAUCUUGUUCAUGUUAAUGACUUAUUUUUACAAUAUAUUCAGAAACAUACUAUCACUCUUGAGGUCCACCAAGCUUACAGCACAGACUAUGAAACAAUUGCAGCAUGUCAAUUGAGAUUCCAUGAAAUUUUAGAAAAGAGUGGUCGAAUAUUUUCCACAGCAAGUUUGGUUGGAACUGAAGGAGACAUCCCAGAUUUUGGCACCGUAGAAUACUGGUUCCUAUUACGAGUUCCCAUGGAUCAAGCAAUUCGACUGUAUCGAGAACGAGCAAAGGCUUUAGGAUAUGUAACAUCAAAUUUUAAGGGACCAGAGCACAUGCAAUGGUUAAGUCAGCAAGCACCCAAAACUGCUCAGCGCAGUUCUGCUGAUUCCACAGACGACAACUUAAAUGAACUUCACGUUACAGUAAGAUGUUGCAACCACCUGCAGUCCCGAGCAAGCCACCUUCAGCCACACCCAUAUGUUGUGUACAAGUUUUUUGAUUUUGCAGACCAUGAUACAGCCAUCAUUCCCAAUAGCAAUGAUCCACAGUUCGACGAUCAUAUGUGUUUCCCAGUGCCAAUGAAUAUGGAUUUGGACCAAUACCUUAAGUCAGAGUCCCUGAGUUUUUAUGUGUUUGAUGAUAGUGAUACCCAGGAGAAUAUUUACAUAGGAAAAGUCAAUGUGCCUCUCAUUUCAUUGGCACAUGACAGGUGUAUCUCAGGAAUAUUUGAGUUAACAGAUCAUAAAAAGCAUCCUGCAGGAACCAUCCAUGUUAUAUUGAAAUGGAAAUUUGCUUACCUUCCACCAAGUGGAUCCAUAACAACUGAAGACUUAGGAAAUUUCAUACGCAAAGAAGAGUCAGAAGUUGUUCAGAGACUACCUCCAGCAUCCUCUGUUAGCACAUUAGUUGUAGCACCAACACCUAAACCAAGACAGCGUUUAACACCUGUAGAUAAGAAGGUGUCUUUUGUGGAUAUUACACCACAUCAGAAUUCUGAGACAUCUACUCUUUCUGAAGAUAGAAAAGAAAUUUCACCAGAAGUGGAGCAUACAUCAGAAAUAGAAAUGAAAAUGCCAGCUGUUGCACAUAUUCUCCAGGAUUCCCAAGGAAGCACUAUAGAUAAAGUAAAAGAGAAUACUGAGAAAAUGCAGCAAAGAAAAAAAGGUGAUGUGCCUUUACAAUCUGAGGAUCAGCUUGCAGAACAAAGUUUGACUUCUGAAGAUGGAACAGAAAUAACUGAGGAAUUAGAACCAGAAGAUGAAGAAGACAAAUCAGCUUCUGACAGUGAUGAGUGUAUUGUUCCAUAUCCUAUCUCCAAGAAUAUCAAACAGCUAUCAGAAAAAAUUCAGAUUGAAAUCAUAGCUCUAAGCCUUAAUGAUUCUCCAGUAACUGCAGAUGACACUAUCCAGCGGCUAUUCGUUGAAUGCCGAUUCUAUAGUCUCCCUGCUGAAGAGACACCUGUGUCACUUCCCAAACCCAAGAGUGGGCAGUGGGUCUACUAUAACUAUAGCAAUGUGAUCUACAUGGAUAAAGAAAACAACCAAGCAAAGAGAGACAUCUUAAAAGCUAUACUACUAAAACAAGAGAUGCCCAAUAGAAGUGUCUGCUUCACUGUGGUCAGUGACCCUCCAGAGGAUGAGCAGGAUCUGGAGUGCGAGGACAUAGGCAUUGCUAACAUUAACCUAGCUGACAUGUUUCAGGAAGGGAGAGACAUCAUCGAGCAAAAUAUCGAUGUUUUUGAUGCACGAGCAGAUGGCGGAAGUAUUGGCAAGCUCAGGGUAACAGUCAAAGCCCUCCAUGCCCUACGGUCUGUCUACAAGCAAUACAAAGAUGACUUGAAGGCAUGAAAGAAACUGCUCCAGAGGCAUCUCCUACCCCUGAGUAAAUGAUCACAUAAAAGCUCUUAGAUGAGAUUUUCCUAAUUACCCUGAUGUAUAUAAUCUAUAAUUCAUGGGAAGCUGGGAGGGGGAGGGCCUGGGCUUGAUGUGUUCAAUUUUUGUAUACUUUUUCAUUUGUUUAUUUUUCUACUCCCUCCUUCCCGUGACUGCCACCCCUCAGGACUUAAGUUCUCCACAAUGGGCAAUACCUUCUCAAUAAUUUAUACCUGAUAGCAUGAGAAAGUCUUUGCAUUUUCAACAUUUUCACAGGAAGAAUUGAAAUGCAAUUCCCAUUUUUAUUUUUAAUAAGUAAAAAGGAUAAGUCUUCGACAACCUGUGAAGAAAGAAAUACUUUAUCCCUAAUGUUAUCCCUAAUUAUCCCACUAAAUGGAAGGCCUGUGAUUAGCCUCAUUAAGAGUUUUAUACUGUGAAGAUUUUAUUAGAAGCAAUAUAUGAAAAUUACUUGGAUUAAUGUGUUAAUCUUCCUCUUUAAAAUGCUAAUAUCCAUUUUAUGCACAUUAAAGCUCACUAUGCAUUUUCUUUGAUGCAUGCAGUUUCUAUCAAUUAAAUAUAAAGAAUGAGACUUGGCACCAACUUAUUAAAUGACUGCAAGUUUUUUGUUUUUCUUUCUUAAACAUUACAGUUCUUCAAAUUUGUAUUAUUUUCAUGUGUUUGUAAUGGUGAUAUGGGACCCAGAGAUGUGUAUAUAUAAAAUGGGGAUAGACAGAUACAUAUAUAUAUGUGUGUGUGUGUGUGUGUGUGUGUGUGUGUAUAUAUAUAUACAUACAUGAAAUUUACACUUUGAAAACUUAGCUUAUGACUUAGAAAUUAUUAAAAAUCUGACUCAAAUUCUGAU